Messenger RNA from Nannizzia gypsea CBS 118893, 1761 nucleotides. RefSeq lists its product as hypothetical. Bases 1 to 1761 code for a protein of 586 amino acids. NCBI's taxonomy places the organism in Eukaryota, Fungi, Ascomycota, Eurotiomycetes, Onygenales, Arthrodermataceae. The transcript is spliced from 3 exons. The record is from RefSeq and is a predicted model, not a curated record. Gene Ontology annotation, molecular function: oxidoreductase activity.
AUGAAGAUUCUUGAAGUGGGUGCGGGAACGGGAAGCUGCACUACUCUCGUUUUAGACAUUCUGAACACCUAUGACAAGCACAACGGGCAUGCGAAGCGGUAUGCGGACUAUACUUUUACGGAUAUUUCACCAUCCUUCUUCGAGAAGGCCGAGGAGAUGUUUUCGGAAUACCCUGCUAUUUUUUUUAAGACAUUUGAUGUCGAAAUGGACCCAGAGAAGCAGGGCUUUAAAAUCCGCGAAUAUGACCUUAUUCUUGCAUCCAAUGUGCUUCAUGCCCCUGGGAAUACGGAUAAAUUGCUAGCGAACUGUAGCAAGCUUCUAAAACCCGAUGGAAAGCUAGUUACGCUUGAGAUUACCCAAACUGGGAGUCUUACCCCUGUACAAUUUGCAUUUGGCACCCUUCCGAGCUUUUGGGGCUGCCUUGACGAUGUUGACGAUGGUCGUCCAUUUGGCCUGUUUAGAACUCUGCCAUCAUGGGAUGAACAACUUCGUCGCUCUGGUUUUAGUGGCCUAGAUUUGAUUCUGAGAGACUUUCCAGAACCCCUAGCACUUGAAAGUGUCAUGAUGUCGACUGCUAUACACGAUCCAAGUAAUAACACGGUGAUCCCUGGAAUUGGUCCCGUCACUAUUCACGUUGAGAAAUCGAGAGGAAACGUCAGGUACAGCUCCAUGGAAAACCUUCCUGAGCUUGCUGAGUCUAGUCAACCCCAAGUAUACAUUGUUUUGGAAGAACUCGAUAAGCCGGUUCUGAUUGAAAUGCAGUCAAAGCAGUUUGACGGUUUCAAGAAGCUUGUCCGCACAGCGUCAAGCAUUCUCUGGGUUACUGCAGGGGACCUAAUGGUUGGAAAAAAUCCCGCCGUUGCAAUGGCUCACGGAAUCAAUACUUUUCUUAUGAAUGAAAAUUCGACAAGGCAUCUUAGGUUUGCUACCCUGGACCUCGAUGAUGCUGCUCUCUCUGAAACUGCGACGGCUGUUAAACAUAUUGCGGAAAUAUUCUUACUGGUUGCAAAGGCACAGUCAAGAGAAGAGUGUGAAACAGAUUUCAUUCUAAAAGAUGGAGUCGUACACAUUAGCCGGGUUGUUCCCGACACUCAAUUGAAUGAAGAGUUCAGGUUGGACAAUGGAGAUGGUCGGGUGGGCCAUGAUUUUCCAACCUCUGGAAAUGUGCAGCUGGCGUUCGAAGCUCCUGGUCUUCUAGACACGGUUUAUUUCCGAGAACAACCUACUUGUGACAUUGAACUUGGACCGGAUGAGCUCGAAAUCAAUAUUAAAACUGUUGGGUUGAAUAUGAAAGACUAUGUUAUUGCUAUGGGAAACUUUGAAAGCGUCAAGUCUAGCAACGAGUCGACCGGGAUUGUAUCUCGUGUUGGUGCUAACGUUGAAAAUAUCAAACCGGGAGACAAAGUUAUCUGCCUUGAGCGGGGCCAUUACGACACAUUUCUGCGAAGUCCCGUAACUAAGUGUGUAAAGCUAAACGAUAAUGAUGACCUGCUUGAGAUGGCUACAGUUGGCAUUGCUCAUGGCACUGCAUUUUAUUCUCUAAGAUACCUAGCACAACUUGAAGCUGGAGAAACCAUUCUUAUUCAAGCUGCUACCGGUGGCCUGGGUUUGGCUGCUAUACAAUAUGCAAAGCUCGUCGGAGCAGAAAUAUAUGCAACCGUUGGUACCCAAGUUAAAAAGGAACAUCUGAUGAACGAAUGGGGGAUCCCAGAAACCGCAUCUUUUGGUCUCGCUCUCUUAGCUUCAAGCAACAACUGUUGA